Tachysurus vachellii is the source of this 837-nucleotide messenger RNA. RefSeq names its product basic helix-loop-helix family, member a9 (gene bhlha9). Gene Ontology annotation, biological process: regulation of transcription by RNA polymerase II; developmental process. Lineage: Eukaryota; Metazoa; Chordata; Actinopteri; Siluriformes; Bagridae. The record is from RefSeq and is a predicted model, not a curated record. Gene Ontology annotation, molecular function: protein dimerization activity; DNA-binding transcription factor activity, RNA polymerase II-specific; RNA polymerase II transcription regulatory region sequence-specific DNA binding. The transcript has a single exon. The coding region runs from base 1 to 837 and encodes 278 amino acids.
AUGACAAGUCGCAGCAGCUUUGCUGGCUCUGAGUACUCAGAGGAGGAGCUGGAGCUAAGUCUGGAGGCUCAAGUACACGAUGACACCAUUGACAGCGACCAAAAAGGUUCCUACACUGACAGCGCAAGUCCAAGCAGCACCCUCAGUGAGGCCGAGGAGGGUCGGUUGAAGAAACGCAGCAGGCCGGUGCGCUCUAAGGCCCGGAGAAUGGCAGCCAAUGUAAGAGAGAGGAAGCGAAUUCUGGAUUACAACCAGGCCUUUAAUGCACUGCGUGUGGCACUCCAUCACGAUCUGAGUGGCAAACGCCUUUCCAAGAUAGCCACGCUACAGCGUGCCAUCAACCGCAUUUCAGCGUUAUCUGUGUUUCUUAGCAACAACCCACCCAACAGAGCCAGCAAAGCCUGUAACCACCAGGAAUGCCACGGACAAUUUGGACACCUGUCCCCGACCCAUAAAGAGCCCCAGGGGUACAUGUCCUGCGAGCAACCACUGGCACACCAGAUACAGAUGCACAGACGUCCUUCAGAGCAGCAAACUUACAUCGACCAUUGGAGACAUGUGGGUUCCACCUGUCCACUAUCUCCACGCUAUUCCUGCUACUCACCCGAAGUCCAGCUGUAUGCAAAUGGUGGAUCCUGUGGCAGUCCUGUCAGUGGCAAUGCCAGUCCUUCACGGUACAGUACCCGCCUGAGUGACGGAUUGGGCUACCAGGCUGGGGUUUGGGGAUCCUGUUCUCAGACCUAUGUAGAUGGGCAAAGUGAGGCAACUCGACCUUUCUCUUGGCACAUGGGCUAUCUCCAGGAGGCAGGUCCUCAACAAUGCUAUCCGACGCUAUGA